AUGUCGGCAAUGAGGACGGUGGACUGGCAGUGGGAGAAUGCCACCGCGGGCGCCGUCGCUGGCCUCGCCUCCGUCACGUUCUCUCAUCCCCUUGACGUCGUCCGAACUCGCUUCCAAGUGAAUGAUGGCCGGAAUAAUCUCCCGGUCUACAGAAACACUCAUAAUGCUCUCUUCACCAUUGCUCGUACCGAGGGUCUUAGAGGGUUAUAUGCAGGCUUUUACCCUGCUGUUCUUGGGUCCACAGUUUCAUGGGGUUUAUAUUUCUACUUCUACAGCAAAGCCAAGCAACGGUAUAUGAGAACCAGGGAGGAGCUGAGCCCACGUCUUCAUCUUGCUUCAGCUGCCGAAGCAGGAGCCUUGGUAAGUCUUUGCACCAAUCCUGUUUGGCUGGUGAAAACAAGAUUGCAGCUUCAGACGCCUCAGCAAGCACAUCCAUAUUCUGGGUUACAUGACGCUUUAAGAACCAUAAUGAAAGAAGAGGGAUGGAGAGCACUCUACAAAGGUCUGGUGCCUGGUCUUUUUCUGGUUACACAUGGUGCUAUUCAGUUCACAGCAUAUGAGGAACUUCGCAAAUUUGUUAUCAAUUAUAGGACCGACGAAAGUGAAAUAAAUUCUAUUACAGCUGACACUUCACUGGAUUCAUUUGAUUAUGCAAUAUUAGGGGCUUCUUCAAAACUAGCUGCCAUUCUUUCGACAUAUCCAUUUCAGGUUAUCCGAGCUCGCUUGCAGCAACGGCCAAGCACUGAGGGGAUUCCGAGAUACAUGGAUAGUUGGCAUGUAGUGAAGGAAACAGCGCGGUUUGAGGGUGUACGAGGCUUCUACAAGGGUAUCACUGCAAAUGUGCUGAAAAAUGCUCCAGCUGCUUCAAUUACAUUUAUAGUGUAUGAGAAUGUAUUAAAUAUGCUGAAAUUCAGGAGGAAAGAUUAA
Molecule: messenger RNA, 927 nt
Organism: Fraxinus pennsylvanica
Lineage: Eukaryota; Viridiplantae; Streptophyta; Magnoliopsida; Lamiales; Oleaceae
Source: the annotation of a GenBank genome assembly